Molecule: messenger RNA, 619 nt
Organism: Cariama cristata (Red-legged seriema)
Lineage: Eukaryota; Metazoa; Chordata; Aves; Cariamiformes; Cariamidae
Product: N-alpha-acetyltransferase 20
Exons: 3
Coding region: 14-379 (121 amino acids)
Biological process (GO): N-terminal peptidyl-methionine acetylation
Cellular component (GO): NatB complex
Molecular function (GO): protein-N-terminal amino-acid acetyltransferase activity
Source: RefSeq, a predicted model, not a curated record
UGUGUUCACAGUCAUGGGUAAAGCAGAAGGCUCUGUGGCUAGGGAGGAAUGGCACGGACAUGUUACUGCUCUCUCUGUUGCACCAGAAUUUCGACGUCUGGGUUUGGCUGCUAAAUUGAUGGAACUACUGGAAGAAAUUUCAGAAAAAAAGGGUGGAUUUUUCGUCGAUCUCUUUGUGAGAGUAUCAAAUCAGGUUGCGGUAAAUAUGUAUAAGCAACUAGGCUACAGUGUGUACCGGACAGUAUUAGAGUACUACUCAGCUAGCAAUGGAGAACCAGAUGAAGACGCUUAUGAUAUGAGAAAAGCUCUUUCCAGAGAUACAGAGAAGAAAUCCAUUAUACCUCUGCCUCAUCCUGUGAGACCAGAAGACAUUGAGUAACUGUAAGCUGUGAUUCUCAGGCAACUUACUAAGAGCAUCAGGUUCUUCCUCCCCCCAGCCUCCAAGAACUUACAGAUGAGAAAUCUUAGGCUCAUUUUUCCCCAUGAAAUACCAAAACGCAAUAUUGAGAAGCUUACUAAUGCUGCUUCUGUUGGCAGUGGCUGCAUACUCCUGCACUUACCCCAUUAUUUUUCCUUCCAAAUAUUUGAAAAUCAGAGACUAUUAAAAUAGAGUUACCUC